AUGUUACAAAUAAAUUAUAAAAGAAACAAUUUCAAUAAGGUCCCAUCAUUGAGUUGUAGGUAUGGAUUUGUCAUUUUCAAAUUCAGACAUCUAAAAGGAGGUAUAUUUUAGUAGUAAAAUAAUAUUUAUUUAUUUUAUCUAGUUGUAUUUUAAUUGACAAGAACCUUGAGAAAUUUAUCAAAGAAAGUUCAUCAACUAAAAGCAAAUAGUAGUUUCUGGUUAUGUCUCGGGUUAUAAUUUAUCUGUUAACAACUGUGAUUGAAUAUUCUUCUUCAGCAGCAAAAAAAGAAAGGUAUGGUAUGUAUAUUUUAAAUUAUACCAUUCUAAAAAGUCAGUUCUCUAACAUUAAAGAGAGUACCUUCGUAUUUUUAUUUUACAGAUUGAUAAUUUAAAUUAGGUAUGACAAGAUAUGUUGAAAAACAACUUGUUUUAAAUAAAGGUAUGUAUCUUUUUUUAUUACAUAGAUGCUUGUCUAUAUUAUAUGGAUAGUGAUUGUUGCUGAUUUACCACAAAUCAGUCAAAAUUUCCUUAUAUUUAUUUGCGACAGCAAUUUUGUAAUUGAAUGCUUGAUAUUCACUGGUUUUUGAGUAUACUGUAGAGUGGGCUGUAUGUUAAGUUCAAUGUGAUUGUUUUUAUGAGUUUGGAAGUGAUCAGCAAAAAUUGACUGCUCUUGUAGUAACCAAUAGACAAAUUUGUGACAGACAACUUAAUUUAAAAUUUAAUAUUUACCAUGCAAACUCCAACUUGUGGAGGAUAUUAUGCGUAAGUCGGUUUUCAUAAGAGUUUUCAGAGUUUAAACAUGAUUGAUUGAGUAUAAGCUGUUUAACUAAAAAUCAGUAAACUAAUAUGUCUCAAAUAUUAAUAAUAAUUUAAUAUUGGAUAAAACUAAUAUUAUUAAAUUUAGAUUUAAGUAUUUCAUAUUAUUAUAAUAAAAAUAAUUAUUAUUAGAACAUAAUAAUAUACAUUUUUUUGUAUUAAAUAUUGAUGUACCUAAUUUAUAAUAUAUUUUGUUAAUUUUAUUUUUCUUUAUUCUAAAUUAAUAUUACAUCUUAAUGGGAAAAAUAUUGGAACUGAAUCAAAUAAAAUUUAAAAUACUUAUGAUAUUAUAUUACUUCUUAAUACGCUUGGAAAUAUUAAAUGUUGUAUAUGAGCUAUUUCUUCUUAUGAAUAUUGUGAUAUUAAUAAUUUAUUUGGUCCGAAUUGUAUAAAAAUAUAGACAAUGGUAACAUAAAAAUAUUUAAUAAUAUUACCAACAAAUGUCAAGUUAAUUUAACUACAUUUCUGUGAAUAAUAAUCUAAUCAAAAUAAAUAAGUUUUUUUCUUCUAUAUUCCAGUAGAAUAUAUGUAUGGGAUAAAUAUUUAUAAGACACAAACGCUACAAUAUUUUAAACUCUGGAUGUUCUAAUUCUAGGUAUCACAACUACCCUGAUUUUUUGCCGUACUCCACCAGGAUUGGGAAGAAUUUUCAGUCAUGAAGAGCAAACAUUAAAAGUAGAAAAAUGUCAGUUUUAAGGAAAUUUUAGUUCAAAUAGUAAACACUGUAAUACUAUAUAUAUUAUAUACAUUUGUACAAUCAGUUUAAAAUAUCAAUCGAAACACACAAUUGACUGAUUUACAUUUCAAUAGUAGGGAGAUGUAGUUUUUUUGAUAAUAUUUUUAAACUUUUUAGUGGGAAAACUCAAGAAAUACCAGUCAAACAGAGGCAUGGAAUACUGUGUUUCCAUAGUUUACAAAGCUGACUUGCAAGACUUUCCUUCAAUACCACAAACCAAAUCCCACAAUAAAUGGCUACCAAAAUUCAUGUCUGGCUAGUAUCAAGGAAAUCACAAAGGAAGAAGGUUGGAUUUCUGCCACUUUUCCCAAAAUUUAAAACUCCACUUUAACUAUAUGAAAAUGUGAUUUUCAUUUUAGAGCUGAAGGGAUGUAGUAAUUUGAGAUUACUACUAUAUUUUUCACUGGGUCUCCUUAUCUGAGUCCCUACAUAUUUGCAUAUUACUUAUGUAUAAUUUUGCAUAUAAGAAUUUUUCCUUGUUUCUUUCAUUAUAUUAUAUGUAUAGUGUAGGCUAUUGUGACACUAGGUGAAGUUGUUUCUUUUUUUUUAUGUAUUUAAGCAUAGAAGUUAGAUUUAUGUUAUUGUGAUGCUUGUUAGUCAUUUCCAAGAACUUGUAUCAUAAUAGCUGCCCAUAAUAAAAGCAAUAAAACUAUAAAGACCUGGGAAGAACCGCUUUUAGUACCCAAACGUGUGUCUUUCUAAAGGACUUGUUAGAUUCAUUAGUGCUGCAUAGAGCGGUGCUCUCUAGUCUAAGUAGUAUUUAUAUGAGUACUAACACUUAUACAUUUUAUACUUAAUUUAUUAUUUUAUUAAAAUGACUCACUUGGCUACACAAAUCUCAAUAAAUAAAAGUCACUAAUAAUUUCAAGUGUUCCUUUAUUUACUUCAAACCUUUUUUUGUAUCUAUUUUCGUAUCUCAUAACAAAAGCAAUACUGAAAACCAAGAUGAAAAUCUAGUUCAAUAGAAAAAGAUCAAAAAAAAUGUUCCUUCUUAGUUUAUUACCAGACAUUAAAACUAUGGCAGAUAAACAAAUGAAAAUGUUUAUAAAAAAAAAAAAUGUGUGGAUACGUUUGAUUAUACUCUAACUGAAAAUCCGGCAUCAUAACAUAAAUUACCAAUAAUCAUUUCAAAUCCUCCUUGUUCUCAGGCUAGGGUCACAUUACCUUAGUAGUAUAUUGAUGGGUUGCAAAUUGUUAUUAACUCAAGCAUGAGGGGGGAAGAGAAUUCAACCCUCUAGUAAAUACAACUAUCAACAAAAUGUAUUUUUAAAUGUAAAUACUCAUUACUACUAAUUAGAUUUUACAUCAAAAUGAUGUACAUCUAUAAUGUCUAUAACAAAGUGGAUUAAUUAUUUUCAUCAAUAUAAUAAAUUUACAUUGAUAGCUACUUGUGUUUAGAUUUUUUUUAAGACAAUUCUACUCAUCAACUUUUUUAUUCUAUAAUUCAUCUUUUUAAACUCAAAAAACUUGUAAAUAUUAGGUACCUAUAUAAAUCUAUUUUAUUGUUGUAGGUAUAUUUUAACAUUUAAGAUUCAUUAGCAGAUGCUACAAAAAAAAGCUAAUCUAGCUAUUUACACUUCAAAUUUGUCAGAUGUAAAUGAAAAGACAAUAAAAGCGAAAAACCAUAUAAAUGAAAAGAAAAGUAAUUAGUUUUUCAAACAAUUCAUCUAAACAACCAGGAAAAUAAUUUUUUUAGUAUACCUACCUAUGGAACAAAUCUAGUUACUGGUAAAUGCAAAUUUUUUAAUUUUUUUUUACCAUAAUAUGUAUAUUGCCGAGUUAAAAACAAUGAUGAAAUCAGGAUUGAGCCGACUCACUUAAUAUAAUAUAUAUAUUUAUAUAAUAUACAUUUUUUUUCUAGUUGUCUUAUUAUAUUAUAUUUAACUUUAACUACCUAAUUAAUUAAAUUUUAUAAGAUGUACCAAUAACGUUUAUUUAGUUCAAUUUAAAAUGAUUGAAUACUUGUAUGUCUUUUUUUUUAAAGUAUGUACAGAUUUAUCAACAAAUCCGCUUACAAAUUUUAGCAAGUUUCUUUUCAGUUUAUAAGACCCCAUAAUUGAGAUAUUAUUUUUGAAAAAUGUGUGAAAUAAUCACAUUGCAUUUAUAUUUAUUUUGGAUUUUAAAUGAAAAUACACCACUGGUAGUGGAACGGUUGGGUGUUAUCAUAUAUAAUUACACUGGCUUUUGAAGUCUCCAUGCACCAUUGCUAUCAUGAAAAACAAUAAUAUUGAAAUAAGAACAAUUGCAUGGAUACCCUCGUCUAUUUAUAUACGAACAUAAUAUUAUUUAUAAAUUAUAAAUAUCUUACUGUAAUAAUAGCUUGGGUUUUAAGUUUCAAAUCAGCGGAUAAUAAAAUUAUUACAUCAGUCGCCAUGGUGAUGACCGUUUGUAUGAAAAUAACAUAGAAACACUGCUGACCAAUUAUUUAGGUACACUGUUUGUAUACCUAUUUGUUUAAUUAACUGUUGUUUCGUGGAAAAGGUAACGAGGACCUGAUAACAGUAAACAUCAUUACAGUAUAUUUAUUAAGUACCACUGAUCAAAACCAGCACUGGUUUCAUCUUUCAAGUUAUUAAUGGCUUAAUAAUUUGUAUACAUUCGAUUCCAUAAUAAUCUCAGUGAAUAGAUUAUUAAACGAAACUGAAAAAAGCUUUCUCUUUAUGUGUCAUACCUAGUAGAUUUUUUAAUUCUAUUAAAUAAAUUUCUGCCUAAAUUAGUAAAAAAAAAACUGUUGAAAAUAUCAGCAACCAAAAGUGGUUCAUUACAAAUAUUUAUAACUAUAUCAUUUAUCUUUAUAUUCUUAAUAUCAUUAAUUUUAGCGUUUUUCAUAUCCAUAAUCUCAUUACAUUCCAAGUAUGUUUUGGUUUAAACAUAAAUUAAAGGGUAUCUACUAUAUUAAAUUUAUUUUACAAAUAAUUUGUUUUUGCAAUUCUUAAAAUUACUGUGAAUUUAUUUUUAUAUUUUUCAUAAUAAGAGACUAACUUGAAAUUAUUUUGAUGUUUAAUAACUUAUAAGAGUAGUUCUUGUUUAUGGUAUAACUAUAUAAAUAACAAAAAGUAGCCCAGCUGUUUUCCACUGUAUUAGUUUGUUUUUUGAAUUUAUCACUUUAAUGAUGUUGAUAAAUUUACAAAUUUCAUUACUUUAUCAAAGACAAUAUUAGCACAAAUGUUAAUGCCAUAACAACUGAACAAAUAAACUCAACUCAUAAUUCAUUUUUAAAGAUUUUGUUUAAUACAAUCGGUUCUUUACUUUAAAUUUCAAAUGAUAGAAUUGUGGUAGUCAGUUAUGUUUGUAGAACACCUUCCUAAUAAAAGUAUACACUACUUUUUAUUUCUAAAGAAUAUAUAAUCCAAACAAGACUGUCUCAUAUCUAAUAGAAUUAUUGUAUAGACAUUAAUGAAAGACUUGAAAACAUUUUCUGAUAGAAUACCCAUUUAAAUAUUGAUUAUCAGCAUUAUCAUUUGAAAUUAUACUAGGUACUUAAAGUCUUCAAAAAUUCAAUUUUAUACUUUUACAAGUAUAAGAUAAGUAAUCAAUAAUAGUUAAUUUAUUUUAUGUACCUAUAUUAUGUUAUACCUAAUAUAUAUUAUGUAGAAGUAAUUAACUAAUUAGUUUGUACAUUUUUUAACUUAAGUAGAUUUAACAACAAUUUGUAUUUUUUAAUAAUAAUAGGUGUUAUAUUAUAAGUAUUGAUUUAUUUAUAAUUUAAGUGUACAUAUAGUUUAUUAAGACAAAUUAGAACUCUUCCUGACAUUUUUUUUUUUUUGUUUGUUUAUAUAGAUACAAGUAUAAGUUGAUUUCAUGA
Messenger RNA from Cinara cedri, 5357 nucleotides. Lineage: Eukaryota; Metazoa; Arthropoda; Insecta; Hemiptera; Aphididae. The record is from the annotation of a GenBank genome assembly.